CAAAAAUUUUGGAAGGGGUUGGUGCUGGCAGGCUAGCUCGGGGUCGCAGAAAAUAGCUAUCGAGUUUGUUUCACCAGUUUUCGUUACUGUGUGCCAUUUGAGCCCUGCUCCACCGACAUUGGACUAUGACAAUGACCGAUUCCAGCGGAACUGCGUCUUCCUGAAUCGUCGUCUUCCGACGGCGUCGGUUACCGCAGCAUGAGCGGCAGCGGUGGUGACGGCGACUCCGCCGCCCCCAACGGCAGCGCCGGGGGCGUCCCGCCCCUGGUGCCGUCCGCCAUGACGUCCUCGACGAGUUCCAACGCGGCCGGCGGCUCGCUGCGACCCCCGAGCAAGCUUCGCCGUCCCACCACGCUCACCAGCUCGGCGGCGGCUGGGGCGGCGACCGCCAGCGCCACCACGGGUCCGUCCCCCCUGAGCAGCGGCGGGUCGGGCGCCAGGACCCCGCUGUCGGCGGCCUCUUCCAUGUCCGCCCUCAACGAUAAGUCCGAGACGGGCGGCCCCUUCAACCACGGCUCGGCGGACGACUUCAUCGUGGGCGACCGCGUGUGGGUGAACGGCACCCGUCCGGGCUACAUCCAGUUCCUGGGCGAGACCCAGUUCGCUACGGGCGACUGGGCGGGCGUGGUUCUGGACGAGCCCGUGGGCAAGAACGACGGCUCGGUCAACGGCGUGCGCUACUUCCAGUGCGAGGCCCGGCGCGGAGUGUUCGCGCGUCCCGAGCGCCUCUCGCGCUUCCCGGGGCCCGGCGCCAACGGCACCAACACCACCGCCACGCUCGUCGGGCCCGGAAAGACGCAGGUGACCACCACGAGAGUGAGCUCCCCUACAGGAAGCACUCGGUCUUCGCCGCGGGCGGUCACCAUGCACACGUUGACCACGACAACCGACUGUGGGUUGCGGGUUGGCGACCGUGUCAUAGUGAACGCCUCCUCGGGCAUGAAGGCUGGCACCCUGCGCUUCAUUGGACCCACAGAGUUCGCCACAGGACAGUGGGCUGGUGUGGAGCUGGAUGACCCUGUCGGCAAGAAUGACGGCUCUGUUGCUGGAAAGAAGUACUUCAGAUGCCUGCCGCGGCAUGGCCUCUUUGCACCCUUGCACAAGGUGGCCCGCGAGGGAGGCCACACCUCGACUACCACGACAACAACCACGCGCACAACGCGCAUCACCUCGCAGCCGCGGCGUGCAGGUAGCCAAGAAUCACUGCGCAGCUCCCUGAGCUCGGCCUCCGCCAGAGCCGGGGUAAGGCUGGGCGUCGCUGCACUAACCUCCCCUGCCAAGAAGUCUACUAAGCCGCUCACCUCACCUAUGGUAGCGUCACAGAACUCCCUACAGGUGGCUCUGAAAGAGAAGGAAGAACAUGUGGAGCAACUGCUUAAGGAGCGUGACCUCGAAAGGGCAGAGGUUGCCAGGGCCGCUGUGCAAGUUGAAGAGACAGAGCAGCAGCUGGCAGCGCUCCGCACGGAACACCAGUGCUAUGCGGAGGAGAUGGAGCAGCGGGCUGCGUCUUUCCACCAGCUCUUGGAGGAGCAUGAGCAGGAGCGAGCACGGCUCAUGGCGCUGAACUCGGACCUCCAAAGGAAAGUGGAAGACCUGCAGUUCCGCUUGGAGGAACAGGAAAUUUUGCAUUCGGACAAUUAUACUGCAGCUACUGCGCAAGCGGAGAAAAUUGCCAGACUUGAGAAGCAGCUACAGGAGUACAAAGACCAGCUGGAGGCAGCCAAACUGCAAAGCAGUGCCCAGGAUGAUGGCAUGCAAGAGCUCAUGGUGCAGUACAAAAGUGAGGUGCAGAACUUAAAGGAAGCCCUGAGCCAAGCCGAAGCCAAGCUGUACACAUUUGAAGCUAAGCAGGUUGAAGACGGAAGCACAAUAGGCAAGCUGCGGGAAGACCUCAUAUCAAGGGAUGAGGCACUGCUCCGACUGGAAGCCUCCCUGGAGCAGAAGUCCAAGGAACUGCUCUGUCUCAGGGACAAUGCGGUCGAGCUUGAGGAGAACCUGCAAGCCUUGAAGGAAAAGGACGAAAGCCAGCAGCAAGUCAUUGAAGAUCUGAACAGCAGGCUAGCAAAGGUGCAAACAGACUACGACUUCCUCAGUGAAGAGUCCCAGAUUAUCAAAAGUGAUGCUGCAGACCAGCAGCGGCUGGUCUCCUCCCUGGAGGAGCAGUGCAGGCAGCUGCAGACCCAGAAGCGGGCCCUGGAGGAAGAGCUGGGCACAGUCAGGCUGGCCGCCAGCGGGGGCUCCAGCCAGGUUGAAGAGCUCAACAGCCGACUGCAGGAGAAGGAGAGGCUGGUGGAAAACCUGGAGGCCCAGGUGCGCACCCUGUCCCAAGAAGGCGACAAGGCCCGACAAGAGGUGGCCCAGCUCACCGAGAGGCAUCAGUCUGCGGCCGAGCGCACCACGGCCGAGCACGCCCGGGAGAUUGCCUCACUGCAGCAGAGGCUGGCUGACCUGGAGGGCAAGCUGGAGGAGCGUGUGCAGCGUUGCCGGACUCUGGAGCAGUCCAACAAUGAAGCUCAAGUAGAACUGGAGAGCCAGCUGCGGUCGUGGCAGGACAAGCUGGCCGCCGCGGAGCAGCAGGCCCAGAGGCUCACCCAGGAGCUCGAACAGACUCGAGAACUGCUGGCCGAGGAGCGGCGCCUGCGUGACAUCCAGAGCCAGGACCUGGGUUCAGAGGUUUCUGAGCAUGAACGCCAGCUCGUGGUAGCCAGGGCGGAGAUGGAACGCCUCAAGGCCGAGUUUGACGCUCACCGGGAAGACUUGGCACGUCAGGUCACCGAGACCAGAGAGAAUGAAGCCCGGGCCGUUGAGGAACUUCGCCAAGAAAUGGAGAGCCAGAUAAGUGUCGUCAACGAAUUGCGGCAGCUCCUGUCGAAGACUGAAGAAGAGAGGCGGGCUCUCGCAGAACGCAACACUCAACUUGAGGAGCAGCUUGCACAGGCCAGUGCCGCACAGAAGAACGCUGAUGAUGGCAGCGCAGCAGAGAUCAAGGCCCUCAAGAGCCAGCUUGAGAACCUGCAAAACAGCAUGCAACCCCUCUGGAAUGCCAUCUGGGCCCUUGUUGCCUUUUCGCUCUUCUGCGUCGCCUACAUCAUGCGCUGAGUGCACACUUAAGCCAUGCAGUGCUGCCUUGCCCGAAACUGCGCGCUGUUGCAUUCGUUGGCGACCAACAGGCCUCUAUUUAUAUCCUCUCUGACAGACAUUGUGCAAAAUGUUUCGAGACGGGCUUUCUCUACAAGGACCAGAGCACGAUGGGGGACGUUUCUUGAAAUACGCUGCAGCACAAUGAAAUUGAGGGUGAUAGCGUAGCACAUACUCAUGCCCUUGCAGCCUUGCCCUUGCUUAGAGCGGUGUCUCUCAGAGAGUGGCUUAGAGAACGCUAUGCGUCCACAGGAGAGUUCAAAAGUGUAUGCAGGCAUCGCUUCAGAAGCAGAACUCUAACGGGAAAACACUCUAACGUGUGGCUCUCUCUUCGCUAGUACUUUUAUAUGCAAGUGCUCAUGGCUGAAGCUGUGUCAAUGCACUAUACAGGUGUGCAGAAAAUUUUCAGUGCCAGCAACCACAAGUCGUCUGCUUCAAAGCCGGGCAAUUGUGCACUUGCCACAGGGAAGAAUUAGUGCAUGUCCUACACACACGUGUUCCUUUCAACAGCAGAUCAUGCUGUACGUGCUCGCAAUGCCUCACGAACUAGCCUAAUAAAAUGAGAAGUGCAACUCCUAUGGGGGAUCACAUCAACCUCUCUGUGUGAAGUAGUGUUCUGCGCAUUAGUCUAGAUCAAACCUAAGGUGUAAAAGAAUGUCACUGUUGACCCUUGCUUUCGGCUUCGAGGGUUCACACUGUAACCUGGCCUUAGCACUCUAUUUCUGCAUAGGCUGCGAGCAUAAUACAGUUUCCGCUGCAACCGGACCAUCUUUCAGUUUCUUUGGCAGUAGCUCAAUAUUCUUUUUCCUGUUCCACUUGAAACAGGCAAAGAUGCUCGCCAGGUCCCUAAAUAAUUGGCGAUUGGUUCAAGGGGCCCAUGAUGGCCGGGUUUAAAAUUACUGGUUUCAAGAAAGUGCACUACCCACUUGCUGAUGGCAUUCAAUAUAUGUAGAGAAUGGUACUUGUAAGAUUUUGUACUUUGUCUGUCGGUACUGCUUUGUUUACAUUCUCUAUACAUUGCUUCCUCCAAGCAAUGCCUUGCGUGGAGACUGCGCUGUUCUUUUGUUGAUGCCAUGAAGCUUUUGAUGAACCCUUGAGACGACCGAUGAAUGAACGCAAUGUUUUCAUGGUAGCUGUGAUUACUUUAGAGCAGUCACGGAUGUGCCCUUUCCUUUUUUUGUAUCUUUCAUGUUGUAGCGCUUGCAGCAUGAGAUGAUUAAGCCUGUUUUGUUGUCAUGUUACCUGUCACUUUACUACGACUUCAUACAUGUUUACAUGUUGAUGAACAGGCGGCUUCUCUUGUUUGCCAGCUGUUAACCAAUUCAAAUCUUUUAUCAUCUUAUGACCCCUUCUUUGUUUGGAUGUUCACAUAGUGCUUCAUGAUUUGCCUUGCCUUAGGUCAACAUGUGCUGCUGUUACAAUAGUUUGAAAGCUUGUUUUCUAUCAUAGAUCACACUCGUGAAGCAACGGAAUCCUACUUGCGUGUGCGUAGCUAACUUACAUGGCUCCCAGCAGUUACUGAGGCUGUUUUACAAUACUUGCCAUUGACGGCUAAGUAGACAGCUAAGCAUAUAGUGGCUCUCUUAAGCCUCAUUAUAAUUCUGAUUUCGCUGGCAAGAGAGAUAGCUUCACAAUAACAGCAUCAAAGUCAAAAACAAUGCACGCUACUUUGUUGUCUAAACAAGAUGGCGGCUGAGCAGAGUUCUUUUAGCUGGCUUCCAAGUUGUAGUAAUGUCUUCCAAGCACAUUCGAUUGCUUGGGCGUGGAGCUGUCUUUCCAGCAACCAAAGUAGACUGCCUGCAGUGCUGACCAGAAUUGGAAUGUACCCUAAGUGUCCAAAAUGUUGAAGCUGCGAGCAUUUUUAGUAAGGUGUUCAGGCUGAAAAGGAUGUCCAUGAGAUUUUGUAAUUGUCACAGUUCCUAGGAAGAGUGAUGCUUCAUUUCGCAGGGGGUUGAAAUGAGGUCAUAUGUUCAGGUGUGUGUGCUGAUUUUGUGCUGUUUCAUGCAUUUCCAGUGCUGAGGAAGUUUGUAGUGUUACUGUGUUCCUCUCCUAGUACUUGCUAGCUGCCUGUGCAUGACAUGUUGACAAUAGCGCACCACGGAAGCCAGUAGUAGAACAAGUAUGCUUUAUUUUCAAGCUCUGUAGUCCCUGCUCGCGUACGUGUGGGAAUGAGCGUGGAAGAUUAAGAUGUGAAGUCACUAUUAUGUGUGAAAUAUGUGAAAUGGUGGCUGAAAGGUUAUACAGUUGAACCUCGAUAUAACCAAGUUGUACUUGCAGUGAAAAACUUUGCGAAGUCGCAAAUUUCGUUAAUUACAGGUUUUAACGUUUCAGCAUUAUUUUUAAAGUUUAAGCAUUAGAAAUAACUUCGCGAAUUCCCAGAGCCUUCUGGGUGGAUAAUAUCUUGUUAGCGAGCACUUAUAAACAUAUUGCAAGAAGGUCGUGCCAUAAUAGCACGGUUAUGAUUACCAGGACAUGUGGUGCAGAUCGCACCGAGAGCAAUGCAUCGACGGGGCUCACGGCGGCCAAUAUUUGCAUGUGUUGUCUCGUGCGGUGCUGCACAUCUUGGAGGCCAUAGCUGACAGCGCUUAGUGCCCACAGCUGGCGCCCACAAAUUAAAAAGUGUAAAAAGAUAUUGAUAUUGGUCCCAGGCAAAAAAGAAAAGAAAAGUCGGUUUCGCCAGAAAGAUGGAGCAUUGAGGAUGAUAGCAAAUAGACUAAAUGAAUUAAGGUUCGUAGCUUUUUAUCGGCGUCACGCGCGCUCAAGCAAGUGCUAAUACAUCUCACUCAAUGACCACAAACUCGCAGUCACAACGUGAGUCAGCGCUUUGUACUGUGUCUCGGAAAGUUGAGGUUAUGCGACCAUCAACACUAGAUGCACAGAGAACAACAAAAUGCGUGAGAAGCCACCAUCCAUUUUGGCUUGCCAUGGAGAGAUUACCUCCAAGAUUGAUCCGGCACAUGGCCCGCGCACAGACGCGUGUGAAGAUGGAGAAGGCAGAUAGGCGCGUGUUUCUGCCCCUCCCCGCCAGCACGUGCUUGAUCAUGUUAUUGCGCGUUCACUCCCUCUGUACCUUCUUUGCCCAGAAAUAAUCGUCAGCUCUUGUGUUUCUCCGUGGUGUUUCCUGCCUACCGUGUCCCGGCGCACGCACUUUGACAGCGGAUUGGCCGCGCUGUCACGGUUUUCAGUGCAACUAUGAUCGGGAAAUGAAAAUAGUUCAUUACAUCCCGGAUUUCGUUAAAUCGAGGUUCAUUAUAUAAAGCUUUGACUGAACUACAAAGCUUGAAAACACAGAUGAGAAAAUUAGGUUAAACAGAAAUGCCGAAGUGAUGAAAUUAACUACCAUGCGAGGGGAAUACCUUGAACUAAACUUGAUAUUACGAUUGGCGAUUGACAAGAUGGUUCACAGAAUCAUAGCUCAUCUUCAAUGCACAAUGGCUGAACUGUAUUAGUUCGACAAAUAUGCAGCAAUUAAAACAACAUUAGAUGGGAAAUAGGCUAACAAAGAAGGACACAGUGCGAAAUAAAUAUGGUCUAACUUCCAUAUUUGGAACUACAUCAGAAGCAGCAAAGCUGUUCAAUUUUUUUUAAUGAAACAAAACACUCUAUUUGCUGCUUUACAGCUGUUAAAUAACUACUGUGACUGGUGAAGCUAUUUGUCAAGGAACCCUUGGCCUGUUCAAUGACUCAUGUGCAAUGAGAGCUCGUGCAGUAAACUGAAUUUUGCUGGGUAUGUGUUUAAACAGACACUAAAGAGAAAUAUAAUUUGAGUUUUUCUAGUAAAUUACCCUUUGACAGUAUCAAGAAAGUGCCUCUUAUCGUGAGAAGAAGCUUGUUAACCAGAAAGACGGAAAGUGAAAGACGUGUGGCGACUCGUCCUUAAAAUGCUCGCACCAACGUGUGACAUCACGAAAUUUCACGGUCUGUGCUUGGACAUAGUGGAACAUUUAUAAAUAAACACACUACAUUGUAUUCUAAGAAAGUCAGAGACUGAGCUAAGGAAGCUUAAAGAGCUUUUGCCGAGACACAAGGGCUCAAACCCACCCAAAAAAUACCUUGAAAUCCACGAUGUCACGCUGAUAUACUGUCACUCAGGCUUUGGCGUAAAAUUAGAGAAAUCAAACUUGGACCUUCAUUUUAUGUUCUAAUAAUAAACAUAGUACCCUGAAAUUAAUGAAAAUAGUGUUUUGAAGUUUUACUUUAUUAGUCUAAACUGAUUUACUAUUUCUCUUUAGUGUCCGUUGAAAGGGAAUCGACACUUCUAUGGGAGGUGUGUUGAAAAUGUCAGCUGAGUCCUCUACAAGUCAGUUGUGCAUUUUACGUGAUCAUUUUUGCUCACUAUAAUUGUGUGCAGCCUUUGGCUGAGCCGCUCAUGAGCUGGUGGGAAGCCAUAAGGAACAAACGCUUGGAUCAUGCAUAUCAUGUGCUAACACAUCAUACGAGGAAGAACAUAACAUUGCUUAUUAUACUAAUUGUUUCCCGUGUCUUGGCAUCCUGCGAGGCUGCGCUUUUGCUUUUCACUUGUGUGGCUGGGAACUGUAUUUCAUCACUCUAACCAACCAAGCUUGUUUACCGAAAUGCUGUAGUAAUGUCUUAAAAGAUCAUUGUCAUGUUGCUGGGCAUCUUAAUUAGUGCAGCAGGUGCAAGGCAGUAAUUGGCAUCUGUUUGUGAUUGCCUGUGCAGACGAACAAAAAUUUUUAGUACGCGGAGGCAUCUUUCAGUUGAGUUGGUGGUGGCACACUGAUCUAUUGUUAGACAACUAUGGCAUUGUCAGAACCCAGCUUUCCUGGUUUAAAAGCUCAAGACUGGUAUGCCAUGAAAUUGUGAUAACCAGACAAAAUUGUUUAAGAAGUUUCAGUCCUUCACUGUUUUGGGGCAGUGGCACUACCAGUUCUGUUAACUAGGAGGCUGACAGGCCAUACUGGCCCAAAACCUGACUGACAACUCGGAAAAACCAGAUGGACCUCAGGCGAAUUGGUGUACGGGAAACCUCUCAGGUGGAGUUCCAAGUUGUCAGACAAUUUGACUGUGAAUUCCUUGCUUGUCACAUUGUCUCAACCUCCUUGUUGACUAAACAUUUACUAACAGUUUAGUGCCACUACACCAAUAUUGCAUGGUAAGUCGAACACAAGAUCUUCAGUCAGUAAACGCUAUGAACGUCUAUUUGUUGUUUGGACUGUCCACACUUAUUGCCAACAGUAAGAAACCUGUCCUCCCGCAAUAUCUCAUUCGAAUGUCUUCUGUCAUUGAAGACAUUGCAUUUGAGUUGUCGAUACUCACAUUGAAUUACUAGCAUUGGAGGCUAAUAAUUUCAUUUAGCACUGGCAGUUGAGUGUCACAAACAUGUAUUGGCUCUUAUUUGCUAUGAGCAUUCCUUACUACUAGUGCAAUCUGUAGGAGCUUUUUAUUGUAACAAGUCCCCAUGUGGAAUCAGCGGCUCCGUGUUUUGGAUGACACCGUCUGAUUUUACAGUGUUGCAUAUCUCCUUCCCUCUUUGGAAUUACAUUUUUUCAAUUGUGAUUAAAGAUGUACCAGUGCUUUAAGAGCACGCUAGUUCUAUGUCAAUUACUGCCUUGCAUAUAUCUUGUCUCUUCUCCAUCUGGGAGGUUUCCCUUCUUCCAGUUCGCUUUAAUGCUGCAUUUUUGUUUAUGCAUGCCCCAGCCCAAUUUUGUUUUUGUUUUCUGUCGACGCUUUCCUUCUAGGCUUGCCACAUCCAUCUGUACUUCUAUCAGUACUUGCUGCCUGAAGUGACCACAAGGGCUUUGUCAUACUAACUAUGAGCUGUUGUCUGUUGUUGUCUUAGAAUUCUUAAUAUUUUUUCGAUAUUGUCUGGCUUUUAUAGCCAUCACAAAGCGCAGUACAGGGACUGUGGCAUUUCGCCUUGUUUGUGAUGGAAAUCCAUGCUGACAACUCAAGAGUUGUGCGUGCGCUUCAGUGGUGAAAGGGACUUCCAAUGCAUGCAGUUUAACCAUCUGUGUUCAUGUGUUCAUGCCAAUGAACUUUUGUGAGACGAGCAGGGGAAUGACAUGGUGGAUGCAAGAGGUGUGAGGUGUGCCAGCCAGAAGGAAGAUUUAAUACAUCUUGUUUUUACCUGUGUGUGAAUUCUUGUAUUCAGAGUCGUGCGGCUGGAAAGGGUGAAACCGGUGGAAUUGAUGUUGUUCACCUCUGUGACUAACUGGAGAAUUGUUAAUGCCUUUAUACACAUAUCCUAGCACAAGCUAAGGCUGCUUGCAAAAAUGCCAUCUGUUCCGGAAUGAUUAUGUUGUUGGUGUUUUUUAACAUAGAAUUUAGUUGGCAAGAUAACAAAUGGUUUUAAGCCUGGACUUAGCUGUUGAAAAUCGGGCAGUAGUUUGACUCUGUCUCAGUAGUUUUGUGCAGCGUGCAGUCAGUACAUGAAUUUGCAUAUUCUGUGGCCCAGCGUAUGCGUCUGCUGUUUUCACUUUACAAAGAAGUGCAUUUUGAGAAUUCGAGCAUUAUUCGACAGUGUCAUCAAGUGGCACAACAAUGUUUUGUGGUGUGCAAAAACCAGUUGAGGGGUUUUUCCUCCUUUGCUAUUUAUUGCCAUAGUUCCCUUGUACCUGUGAGAAGUUUCUGUGAAAAUGGUUGUUUGCAUCAUAGGAAUGCAUACCCAAAACAUUACAGCAGUGCCGAUCACCGGUUACUGAAGUGAAACCUGCUUUUACUUAGCUUUCCAGGCUAGUGUAUCUUGCAGUUUCAAUUUAUUUUGUCAUUGUCAAGGGUAUGCCUUUUUGGCUUUAUCUGUACUCCAAAAUGUGCACUGUGACUCUUGAUUCCAAAAUAAUUCUAGAUGCACAUUUGCUGACCUAUUGAAGAAAACAAGCUUUUCCAAACAGCUCCUCUUGGAGUUUACUGAAGCAUUUGAUUACUUUUGUAAAAGAUCUGUUCAUUUCUGAUCUCAAACAGUUACAGCCAAGACUGUGCUCUGCAUUGCAGCACGCUUAACUAAUGAGACAGAGCCCACAUAUACUGCUAUAGUCAUCAUGGUUAGAGACAUUGUUAAAGAAUUGCUGAUUGGUUAAUGCCAUGUCAGGUUGAGUCGAGAUAGUUUGAGGUCGUUUGAAGCAAGCUUGUUCUUUGUGCAUGUGAUCAAAAAAUAGCACCCAUCUUACCACGUUGCAAAUAUGAACGGUUACGUCAUACUCUGCCACGCAAUAAAAGGCAGCGCUUUGAAACGUG
This is a messenger RNA of Dermacentor andersoni, 10332 nucleotides long. RefSeq lists its product as uncharacterized. Gene Ontology annotation, biological process: cytoplasmic microtubule organization. NCBI's taxonomy places the organism in Eukaryota, Metazoa, Arthropoda, Arachnida, Ixodida, Ixodidae. The record is from RefSeq and is a predicted model, not a curated record. Gene Ontology annotation, molecular function: microtubule plus-end binding. Gene Ontology annotation, cellular component: nucleus; microtubule plus-end; cell cortex.